AUGCCCACCACCACCAAACCAUCAAACGACAUCCCCAUAAAAUCAAUAGAAUUCGACCCACCACCCCCUUCACUCCUCACAACAGCGAUCCAAACCAUAAUAUUCAUAUUCAAACACUACAAAACCGGCAUCCUGCUCCUGAACCUCUUCGGCGCUUGGGCUAUCUACUUAGCAUCAACCAGUGCUUUGGACGUAUCGUUCUUCCCCUGCGAUCCUUGCGCGACCCCCUCUAUUUCAACAUACCUCCCGGAUGCCAUCGCGCAGAUAGCACACGCGCGCUGUGCCGGCGCACGAAGAUAUGAAGCAGAGCGUCGGCGCAAGAACGAGGCAUGGGACCGUAUGCUCGAUCUUUCCUACGAGGUAGAAAGUUGUGGUUCUCUCCACCAUGCUCCCUCGGAACAGAGGAGGAAAGGAGGGUUUAAUAUAACGCAUCUUACCACCCUUUACACAACCACGCAAACCUCUCUCGACCUUUUAGACUUAACCGAAACGACCGAACUGCUGCCUCUCAACCUGGGAAUUUUGUUAGAAACCACAAUCCCCUCAUACCUCACCUCCCUCCUCACCCUCCGAAAAGAAGUCCUCUGCGCCCUAGGCUCUGACCUCAUCCUCACCUUAAAGGAACUACAAAUCCACCACUCCCUCACCUCAUCCAAUUCCUCUUCAGCUAUGUACAAAUACGCACUCACUACCACCAGAGCCUUCCGCUCACAAUUCGAAGAAACGACAUCUCGAACCUCUACUUCCCUCGCGAAAAUGAUCUCCAAGCUCGCAGAAGGCGAAACUAUUCUCUCCGAGCUCGAAACACUACUCACGCUCAUCAGCGACGAAAUCUCCGCCUCACAAAGGCGAAGCAGCAGCGUAGGAGAAAAAGUCGCACAAUGGUACCUCGGGGACAGCGGUUCGUUGUCCGAGUGGCAGAAAUUGUACUUGCGUUGGGAGAAGGCGGAGUUGGUGGAAGCGGUGUUUGAGGUGAUGCACGAGUUGAAGUUUGCGAGGGAGGCGUUUGAGGAUUUUAGGGUGCGGGAGGGGAAGGGGAAGGAGGGGGGGUGUGGGGAGGUGGUGGAUUAUGAGGGAUGGGUGGGGGAGGUGAGGUGGUUGAUUUGGGCGGUUAGGGAGCAGGAGAAUGAGAUUAUUGAUGUGAUGGCGGGGUUUGAGGGGGGUGAGAGGAGAAAGGUUGUGAAGAGUGCUAGGUGGCCUGAGGGGUAA
Molecule: messenger RNA, 1209 nt
Organism: Mollisia scopiformis
Lineage: Eukaryota; Fungi; Ascomycota; Leotiomycetes; Helotiales; Mollisiaceae
Exons: 2
Coding region: 1-1209 (402 amino acids)
Source: RefSeq, a predicted model, not a curated record